Molecule: messenger RNA, 1454 nt
Organism: Anoplophora glabripennis (Asian longhorned beetle)
Lineage: Eukaryota; Metazoa; Arthropoda; Insecta; Coleoptera; Cerambycidae
Product: pantothenate kinase 4
Exons: 4
Coding region: 327-1406 (359 amino acids)
Biological process (GO): coenzyme A biosynthetic process
Cellular component (GO): cytosol; nucleus
Molecular function (GO): ATP binding; pantothenate kinase activity
Source: RefSeq, a predicted model, not a curated record
UUGAUGUUUAAGGUUAGGUAUUACGACUACAAAUAUUUUAAAAUCAUGUUUUUAAAAUAACUGCUUGCGUUGAAUACAAAGAUAACAUUAUAUGUUGCAAGAAGAAUGGUGAAUAAAAACAAUAGAAACAGUGGGAUAUAAAGAUACUUAAAAUGUUUGGUGACAGCUGAUAUAAAUUUAAGCAAUUAUCAAAUAAAAUUAAAAUAAACAAGAUAAAGCAUAUGAUACCUAUCGUUAUUAGACAAAAUCGUCCUGAUAAUUGUGUCUACAUCGUCUGAGUACGGCUAAUUUUACACUUCAGUCAUAAAUAAUUCCAUUGGAAUAAAAUGACUGGGAACGAGAAAAAGAAUAUAUGCCCACUAUUAAAAAAUCCGGAACUGUACAAUCCAGACACAAUCGACCUGUUUAACAAUGCGAAAGAGCGGAAUUACUGGCUGCCGUGUUUGGAGCAAAUGGUUAAAAAAUUUGUGAAUAAAGCCGGAUAUUUGAAUCCAGACGAUCCAUGUGCCACAGAAAAAGCUGAAAUGUGUUUUCAGAAAUUCCACAGGCUAGUGGAGGAGCUCAGUGUCGAUCCAAGUAUUUUAAAGCCAUUAAGUGUGCGUACGUUAUUAGAAUUUAACGAGGACAACCUACGUGCCAACAAUUUCAAGGAUCCGUGGUUACUGCAAAAAGAAAGAGAGAGCGAUCAAGCUCUGAAUGAAUUCGAAGAGAGAAUUCGAUACAUAGAUUCGAUAGCCGACAAGGAAGAGAAAUGGUUGGAAUUGACAAAGGGCGUUUUGGCAGGAAACGUUUUCGAUUGGGGAGCAAAGGCAGUGUCUGAUAUUUUAGAGCAGUCUCAGAAUUUCGGUUUGAGAGAGGCUAUGGGUACGAUUCAGAAGAGGCCUUGGUUUAUCGAUAAUUUAAAUGCCUGGAUCACGAGAUUAAAGAAACACCCUUACAAGACGUCCGUCAUAUUCGUGGACAACUCGGGUGUCGAUUUCAUACUGGGCAUCCUGCCCAUGGCAAGGGAACUAUUGUCCCAUGGUACAAAGGUCGUAAUAACUGCCAACAGUACACCGGCUUUGAAUGACGUUACAUACCACGAACUGAACUUGUAUUGUUGCAAAGCAGCUCAGCAUUGCCCGGUUUUAAAAGAGUCCAUAGCCAGCGGCCAGUUGGUGACGGUUGAAAAUGGCCAGAAGAGCCCAUGUUUGGAUCUCACAAACCUCUCUUCAGAACUGUGUAGUUUGAUGAAGACGGCGGACCUAAUCGUUCUGGAAGGCAUGGGUAGGGCCGUCCAUACGAAUUUAUAUGCCAAGUUUACGGUGGACUGCGUAAAAUUGGCCGUUUUGAAAAAUGAAUGGUUGGCACAAAGCUUAGGCACGCACCAGUUUUCCGUCAUUUGUGAUUUCGAGCACGCCAGUUAAAAUACUUAGAGUGUACCUGAUGCAAUCAGUAAUACAGCUUUAAUUUAU